ACUGCUGCAUCAGUGCAAUGUCCAAAACUAGUGACGCAAACACUCAGACAUAAAAGGCCUGUGAAGGGAAGUCUCUGCAGAAGAGACUGAAGGCUUUCACACAGCAAAGACCAGAUCGUUUUAUCUAUUAGCGAGAGUUGGAUUUCUCCUGGCAAGCAGCGUGAGGAUGUGGACGCUGGGUCUUCAGGUGGCCGUCAUCGGUGUUCUCCUCCAGGUUCCAGGUUGUUCUCCAUCAUGUCUCAUAAUGGGUUCUGUAGCCAACUGUGGCUUCCAGAAACUCAGCUCGGUUCCUCCUCUCCCUCCCCACAUCACCCACCUGUACCUGGAGAUGAACCACAUUGGUGAGAUCAACUCCACCUCCCUGUCAGGCCUGGAGGAGCUGCAGGCACUGGACCUCGGAAAUCAGUAUGUGCCGCUUGUAAUCCGGAACAACGUGUUCAGCAGACAAAGACGCCUGACGAAGCUGGUGCUCGGCUUCAACGCCGGUCUUCGAUUGGAACCAAAGGCUUUUGUGGGACUGUCCAGUUUGAAGAAUCUCCACCUGGAUUCCUGUUCGCUUAAUGAGUCCAUACUGUCAGACAAUUAUCUGGAGCCACUGUCCUCCUUAGAGACUCUUGACCUCUUUGGCAAUCGGAUAAAGAGACUCCAGCCUUCAGUGUUCUUUGCAAACAUGACUAAUUUGAAAAAUCUGAAUCUCAAGUUGAACUCAAUUAACAAAAUAUGUGAGUCUGAUCUGGUUGGUUUCCAGGGAAAGCACUUUGAGGUUCUGAACUUAAACUCUGUUCACUUUCAGGCCAUGUCUAGAGAAGAUUUUGACUGGCAGAAAUGUGGGAAUCCUUUUAGAGGAAUGUCCAUUCAGACACUUGACCUGUCUGGUAAUGGGUUUAGUGUGGGUAAAUCAAAAAAGUUUUUCACAGCGAUUGAGGGAACUAAGAUCUCCCAUCUCAAGCUGUCAGGACAUAUAGGUAAAGGAUUUUUCUUCAAUAAUCUCCCUGAUCCAGACCACAGCACGUUUGAAGGCCUGAAGAACAGUUCGGUCUUCACUUUGGAUAUGUCUAAAAACAGGAUAUUUGCUUUGAAACAAGGGCUUUUUAGUCCGCUGAAAGAGGUUGCAAUCAUUGACGUUUCCCAAAACAAGUUAAAUCAGAUACACAGAAAUGCCUUUGAGGGUCUUCAGGGUCACUUAAAAAUGCUCAACCUCUCACAUAACCUGCUUGGGGAAAUCUAUUCUUACACUUUUGCUUCUCUGACUAACCUUACAGUGUUAGACUUGUCUUACAAUCACAUUGGUGUACUGGGUUAUGACUCAUUUCGUGGACUUACCAACCUGAAAGCCUUAUAUCUAACAGGAAAUUCUUUGCGAGAGCUUGGCUUCCCUGCAUCUCUACCAAGCUUGGAGUAUCUCCUGUUGAAUGACAAUAAGUUGACGUCCUCGUCGGUGGGCAGCCUCACGCGGUUUGCCGGUAAUAUUAAGUAUCUGAACAUCCAGGACAACAGAUUAACAAAUUUGGGGGAUGUUUACGCCUUUCUGACUCAGCUGAAACACCUCCAGAGCCUUUUUUAUGGAGGAAACACAGUCAGGUGGUGCACACUCAGUGGACAAGUUUCAGCACUUGAUAUGAACAAUUUACAAGCCCUGGACCUUCACAGCAGCUCCCUGCAGUCUGUCUGGUCUCAGAGGAAGUGUCUGAAUCUGUUUGACAAGCUUAGUCAUGUGCUUUAUCUCGACUUGAGCUUCAACGCAUUGCAGUCUCUUCCACAGGGCAUUUUCAAGGGUCUGACCUCGGUAGUAAGGAUGGACCUCUCAUCCAACGCCUUGACUUAUCUCCAGCCUGAUGUGCUACCCAAAAGUCUGAAAUUACUUAACCUCUCCGACAACUUCGUAGCUUCCCCUGACCCCUCUGCUUUCCGUUCUCUCAGCUUCCUCGACCUGAAAACGAAUCGAUUUCACUGCGAUCCAAAUCUGAAGAGCUUCCUGACUUGGCUGAGCAAGACCAACAUAACCUUCCUGAGUCCAGUUGAGGAGCUCAGAUGUGAAUUUCCUUCAGGUCUUUACAGUGUUCCUUUGUUAGAUUACUCUGCUCAGGUCACACAGCAAUAAAAGCAGCUAAAAGUGAACACAAGUGCCAUGAAUUGUUGAUUUGAACUUAUCACAUGAAGCUGUCUGCAUAAUUUGAAUUUGCCAGAUAAUCACAGAAAAAAAAUAUCAAAUUUGUAUAUAAAAACUGUAAGUGCGAUAGUAUUUCAGAUAAUGUAAUAAAAUUGUACUUACAAUAUAAUUAAGAGAAAA
This is a messenger RNA of Scatophagus argus, 2290 nucleotides long. Its product is annotated as toll-like receptor 5. The record is from RefSeq and is a predicted model, not a curated record. Lineage: Eukaryota; Metazoa; Chordata; Actinopteri; Scatophagidae. Gene Ontology annotation, molecular function: protein binding. The transcript has 2 exons. Bases 167 to 2101 code for a protein of 644 amino acids.